This is a messenger RNA of Globicephala melas (long-finned pilot whale), 6713 nucleotides long. RefSeq names its product Janus kinase and microtubule interacting protein 3 (gene JAKMIP3). Lineage: Eukaryota; Metazoa; Chordata; Mammalia; Artiodactyla; Delphinidae. The record is from RefSeq and is a predicted model, not a curated record. Gene Ontology annotation, molecular function: microtubule binding; kinase binding.
GAUCCUGGCGCCAGCAGGCCCCGAGGCGCGUCUCAACCAUGGAUCUGUGGAUCUGAAUCCUGAGCAAGGACUAAUUUGCUCCACGCAAGUCUCCCCAAAGCGCUUCUCUCAUCAGGGCGGAGAAAGGCAGCGUUUGGAGGUGGGAAGCCAAGAGUUAAUGGUUAAAACACACACGUGCAACAAUCCCGUGCUUCCUCACGGCUGCUAAUCUCCGACAUGAAGUGUGGCCAGGAUCUCCUGCUGAGAGCGACCUGCCUGCGGCCCACCUCAGUGAAAGGGUCAAGCCUCCCAGCCGAUCUGCGCCUGGAAUAGACCUCUUAAGUCAGCGUCACACCUGUGCACUCCAGGUGACUGAGAAAAUGUAGCGGAGCCCAGCUCGGCGCGCACAGCCCAGCCCGGACGAGCGGCCCGCCCCGAGCGCCCCUCGGGCCACCCUCACCAUGUCCAAGAAGGGCGCGGGCGGCCGAAGCAAGGGGGACAAGGCAGAGGUCCUCGCGGCGCUGCAGGCCGCCAACGAGGAGCUGCGGGCCAAGCUCACCGAGAUCCAGAUCGAGCUGCAGCAGGAGAAGAGCAAGGUCAGCCGGGUGGAAAGGGAGAAGAGCCAGGAGCUCAGGCAGCUGCGGGAGCACGAGCAACACAAGAGCGCCGUCCUGCUCACCGAGCUCAAGACGAAGCUGCACGAGGAAAAGAUGAAGGAGCUGCAGGCCCUGCGGGAGACGCUGCUGCGGCAGCACGAGGCUGAGCUGCUGCGGGUCGCCAAGGUCAAGGACAGCGAGAACCAGCGGCUUCGGGCGCUGCUGCACGCCCUGCGUGACAGCGCCCCCGACAAGGUGCGCGCCGUGCUGCUGUCCGAGGCCAAGGAGGAGGCACGCAAGGGCUUCGAGGUGGAGAAGGUGAGGAUGCAGCAGGAGAUCUCCGAGCUCAAGGGGGCCAAGAAGCAGGUGGAGGAGGCGCUGACGAUGGUCGCCCAGGCUGACAAGGUCAAGGCCGCGGAGAUCAGGAGCGUGUACCACCUGCACCAGGAGGAGAUCUCCCGCAUCAAGAAGGAGUGCGAGCGGGAGAUCCGCCGGCUGAUGGAGGAGAUAAAAUUUAAAGACAGAGCAGUCUUCGUGCUGGAGAGAGAGUUAGGGGUCCAAGCCGGGCAUGCCCAGAGACUUCAGCUCCAGAAAGAGGCUCUAGAUGAGCAGCUGUCCCAGGUCAAAGAGACCGAUCGGCACCCGGGCAGCCCCAGACGGGAGCUUCCUCACGCAAGCGGUGCAGGAGACGCCUCAGACCGCUCGGGAAGCCCUGAACAGCAGUUGGAUGAAAAGGAUGCUCGGCGUUUCCAACUUAAGAUUGCGGAGCUGAGCGCGAUCAUCCGGAAGCUCGAGGACCGCAAUGCCCUGCUGUCGGAGGAGAGGAACGAGCUGCUGAAGCGUCUAAGGGAAGCUGAAAGUCAGUACAAGCCGUUGCUCGACAGAAACAGACGCCUGACUCGGAAAAACGAAGAUCUGUCCCACACUUUACGUCGGAUGGAGAACAAGUUAAAAUUUAUCACCCAGGAGAACAUAGAGAUGAGACAGAGAGCUGGCAUCCUAAGGAGACCCAGUUCCUUAAACGACCUGGACCAGAGCCAGGAUGAAAGAGAGGUUGACUUCCUGAAGCUGCAGAUCCUGGAGCAGCAACACCUCAUAGACGAGCUCUCCAAGACGCUGGAGACGGCCGGCUACGUGAAGAGCAUGUUAGAGCGUGAUAAGCUUUUAAGAUAUCGGAAACAAAGAAAGAAGAUGGCAAAACUCCCCAAGAAGCCGGUUGUCGUGGAGACCUUCUUUGGAUACGACGAAGAGGCUUCCCUGGAAUCUGACGGUUCUUCCAUCUCUUAUCAAACGGACAGGACAGACCAGACCCCGUGCACCCCAGACGACGACCUGGAGGAGGGCCUGGCCAAGGAGGAGACGGAGCUGAGGUUCCGGCAGCUGACUAUGGAGUACCAGGCCCUGCAGCGGGCCUAUGCGCUGCUACAGGAGCAGGUCGGAGGGACGCUGGACGCAGAGCGAGAAGUUAAGACCCGUGAGCAGCUACAGGCGGACGUGCAGAGGGCGCAGACGCGGAUCGAAGACCUGGAGAAGGCCCUGGCAGAGCAGGGGCAGGACACGAAGUGGAUUGAAGAGAAGCAAAUGCUGUAUCGGAGAAAUCAAGAGCUCGUGGAAAAGAUUAAACACAUGGAGACAGAAGAGGCUCGGUUAAAGCAUGAGGUCCAGGACGCGAAGGACCAGAACGAGCUGCUGGAGUUCCGGAUCCUGGAGCUAGAGGAGAGGGAGAGGAAGUCGCCCGCCAUCAACUUCCACCACACCCACUUCGUGGACGGGAAGAGCCCCCUGCAGGCGUACUGCGAGGCCGAAGGCGUGAUGGACAUCCUGGUCUCGGAGCUGAUGAAGAAGCUGGACCUCCUGGGGGACAACGCCGUAAGUAAUCUGACCAAUGAGGAACAAGUGGUCGUCAUACAAGCCAGGACAGUCCUGACCUUGGCCGAAAAGUGGCUCCAGCAGAUCGAAGAGACGGAGUCGGCCCUGCAGCGGAAGAUGGUGGACCUGGAGAGCGAGAAGGAGCUGUUCAGUAAACAGAAGGGCUACCUGGACGAGGAGCUGGACUACAGAAAGCAGUGCUUGGACCAAGCUCACAAGCACAUCCUGGAGCUGGAAGCCAUGCUGUACGACGUCCUGCAGCAGGAAGCUGGGGCCAAAGUGGCAGAAAUGCUGCCGGAGGAGGAGCACGAGAAGCUCAGGGUGGCGGUGGAGCAGUGGAAGCGCCAGGUCAUGAGCGAGCUGCGCGAGCGGGACGCCCAGAUCCUGCGGGAGCGCAUGGAGCUGCUGCAGCUGGCGCAGCAGAGAAUUAAAGAACUAGAAGAAAGAAUAGAAGCUCAGAAGAGACAAAUAAAGGAACUGGAGGAAAAGCUUUCAUUCUGUGGUCAUAGCUCUCCUGGGCACCCUGGCGUGCCCUCUGAGGAGCCAGACCCCUUUCCUGCAGUUGGACCAGAGAGCAGCAGGUGCCCCGGUGGCAGAGGGAGACGCCGCAUCUCAUUCCUGAAGACUCAAGGGGACCUGGGCUCUGCACACCCCCUCCCGUCGAGGAAGAGGGAGAAAGGGGGUCUUUGAGCACCUCUGCGGGGGACUGUCCAUUUUGAUGAGGCAGAAUCAGAACUAGUUCUCUGACUGGGGCUCCUCUGAAGAGACCUUGUCUUGGCUGUGGACCCGGGGGUCCUUCCUCGGGACGCGGCCUCCCCAUCCUAGUUACAGGGACGCGCGAGUCCCCUGCUGCACAGGUGUGAAGAGCUGCUUCUGUGCAGGAGCCCCAAACUCCCACCUCCCUUUGUUCCCUUGAUGACCAAAAGGUGUCUCAAAGGAAGAUUCCCAGAAACAACGCAGACACCCCGCAAAAUGACGCAAUGAAGCUGCCACCACGGUGGUGACCUUCGUUCAGGGAAAUGGGGACGGUUCAUGGAGCAUCUCAAGGACCGUUGCCCCGUGUCUUCCAGGACGGACGGGCUGUGAGGACGCCGUGACUCACUGGCUGGGGUCCUGAGCACUUACUGAGCGACACAUCCUGCCACCCUGCCUUGUUGAUGACGCGGGUCCCCGGCCCAGUUCCACUCGCGGGAACAGAACUGUGGCUGCCAUGGUGCCGCCAGCUUCCCGCCCUGAGCUGCGCCGAGGGACUGACCAAAGGGAUGACUGGGGAGCCUGGUAGUGGGAGCUGGGACCAGAGCAAUGGACCGACUGGGAAGGGGCGUGAGCUUGUCGGAGACGCAGGGGCCAGAGGACACCUCGGGCUGUGCAGCACCGUGGAGCCCCUCAGGCUGCAGGCGAGGCCAGAGCUGCCCCGUGCAGAGCUCCAGCCUGCACGCUCACCGGGCAGUGCCCAGCGAGGAUGACAGUGCCCCGGGGUUCUGCGGACGUGAGAAGGGGGCCCGAUGCCCAGGUGGCCAGCAGAGAAGAAGCAGCACGUCACUGAAGCCUAUUUGAAGCGUGAUUUCCAUUCCCGCCGAGCAUCCUGGUCCACGGCCCGGGGGAGUCUGCCCGCAUUCGGACACAGCCCGACUCACGGCUUGGAGGUGGUGCAUCUGUUGACCUCGCACCCUUGGGGGCCUAAGGUUGUGCUGUCAGUGCUGAAUUUGCAGGGGGUACGUGUGCAUGUGUGUGUGCACGCAUGAGUCUGUGUGUUUACACACACAUGUGCUCUAUCAGAAGACAGUGCACAGGACUGGGCUCUCUGAGGCACCUAGAAGUUGACCUGCUGCGUAAUGAGAGUGCAGCCAGAUGAGAAUGUAAUGGACAACAUUGUAUAAAAGAAACAUAAACUGCAUUGCCCAACGGCUGGAGGGAGGUACGCCUAUGUUGUCUGGAAGUGUUAGGUUCACUUUAUAUUUGUGUCGGAAGAAACGUUCAACUACGGUGCAGAUGACAGUGGCAGCCAGACCAGGAUGAACUGGGAGAAAGCUUAUAGAAUCAGACAGACGUGCUUUUUUCUCUAGAGGGUGCAGGUUUUCUGCUGGGCAAUGCAUUGUUAAUCAACACUUGUCCAAGAAGGACACAUCCUUUCUAUUGUCAUUAAAGCCGCAGUCACUUAGUCACUUGAACAGAAAACGAGGCCAGUUCACUGCUUCUCCAGCUGAGCUUGGAGUCAGGGUUUGUAUCUCAAGUCCGAAAUCUGGCUGAGUCCUUCCUGCAUACUUUAGUCUUGGUCUAAUGACGGCCUCGUCUUGGCACAUUUGUCGUACUCAGAACCAAACAGCAGACAAUAGUCUUGUGUUAACAAAAGCCGCCGUGGAGCUAUGGAUGAGCUCCCAGAUUGAAGCCUGAUGGACUGUAGGAUGGAAGCAUGCAGAAGCACCCCGCAGCUCCAAGCACUCCCUGUGGGCCUGCCCGCCCCAUGUGUACCUGUGCGGGGACAGCAGCUGUGCAGGUUGGCCAUUUCGGAUCCCAGAAUGUGCGUGUGAAACGCAGAUUCACACCCCUCGAGUUUAUUUGGGUCAUCAUGAUUUUGUGUGUCGUACAUAUGUCUGGAGUUCUUCGUAUGCAACCCCACACCCCGGACACUCUUAAGCACAGCGUUGUAAUUUUUAAAAGAAGGCAAAGUCUACAGGAAAGAGAAGCAUGUAAAUAUGUACCAGUGCUUAUGAAGUUGUUAUUGUCUGUAUGUAGAAAGGAUGUGCACUGGAAAGGGCAAGUGGCUCAGUGAAUGUUUUAAAUAAUACUGCACGUACCAAAUUGCAUUUGGUACAUUCAGGAAAGCACACAUUCAGUUGCAAUGCCAAUUCUUCUCUUCAGAUAUUGUUCUUAUUCAUGUAUCAUAGGCACCUUCUUUUCAUCUGAUUACAAAAUCCAGCAUUUCAGGAUUGGGCUUUUGCAAAACAAAAACGAAGAAGAAGGGCUUCCCUGGUGGCGCAGCGGUUGAGAGUCCGCCUGCCGAUGCAGGGGACACGUGUUUGUGCCCCGGUCCGGGAGGAUCCCACAUGCCACGGAGCGGCUGGGCCCGUGAGCCAUGGCCACUGAGCCUGCGCGUCCACAGCCUGUGCUCCACAACGGGAGAGGCCACAGCAGUGAGAGGCCCACGUACCAAAAAAAAAAAAAAAAAGAAGAAGAAGAGAGAGAGAGAAAGGGGCAAACAUGAGCCUUUGUCACUGAUUCCUCCUGGUCCAAUGAGCAUCUGAAGAAUUCAAGUAUUUCAUGAUAACAUGCGCUUUCUAAAUUCUAGAGUGUACCUUGUUGCAAAGCCAGUGGGCUGGACUGAAUUCCCUGCGAGUAUCGGGACUCUCUUACCGCUAGCUCUUCAAACAGGGGACGCGUGUGUGUAAGUGUGCCACUCCCUAUGCAGCAGGAGGAAGGACCCUGAAGGGCUGAAGCACAGAAGUGUUUACUGUGUAACCGGGAUGUGGACACGUAUACAGCAUAACGGUUAUCGCCAUAAUCACUGUGUGCACAAUACCCAGAAAAACACAAAUGUUUUCAUUUGUCUAAACUACAAAUCCAUGUAAAUUUCAGCUUUCCUUGUUGACACGGAUGUGUGUACCUGCUUCCAUGGUCUAGAGCUCCAGUCGCUGAAGGACCGUGGCUCUUCCUUAAAGGGCUCUGCCCUCGAGGAACCUGCAGCCUUCAGGAUGCCCCGAGUGCCUUACAGGGCUGUGAACACCAACUCUGGCAGUCAGGAAGGAGGGUGUGCCGGGAGUGGGUUUGGAGGCGCUGUGACAUUAAUCUACACUGACCGUUACUGCAUCGUUGACCUUAAGAUGGAUUGUGUGUUUUAACACAGUAAUGGAUUUACGUCUAGGCUCAGGAAAAUCAAGGUGUAAAUUAUGUAUCAAGUCAUAUAUUUGUUUACUGUAUAUUUUUACAAAGCUUUAUUGUAAAUUUAUGCAGAAAUGAAUGAGGACUUGUUUUCUCACAGCAAUGCGCCAGCGGUAUUCGUGUUCCCUGAAGCAGUUCCUUAAUAACCACACUCUACACACCGGAUGACUCUGCUCAGUGCUAAACAGUAUUCAGAGGCCUAAAAUAGGUUUGUAUGGUGAUCAACUACAAAAUUUUACACAUAUUUUUGUAUUGUGAUUCCUAUGAUAUAUACCAGAGAAUUUUUACUCAUUUGUAAAUUAUUGUACAGUUUUUAAUAAAAGGUUGUUUUAAGUCUUAGAAUAUCAAAGUUAUCCUCCUCACAAAGUAUUAAAGUUUGGACGUAUCUGC